CAGGGCUGAGUGGGUCUGAACUCCCAUCAAGCGCGCCAAGGCGGACCCCUGGACGCAUUAUAGCGCAAGCUCCAAACUGUCCUCUCCAAAAGCCGUGCUUGUCCACUCCAAACUGGUGAGAGGCAGCACCACAACACAACCAAGGCCACCAUGUCGGCCGAUCCGCUUCAGGUUCUCGCCAGCGCGGGGAAGGGCAAGAGUACUCGCAGUUUAUUGCGAGUCAUCAUCCUCGCCCUCAUCGUUGCCGCCGCAACUGCAAGUCGUCUAUUCUCGGUGAUUCGUACGUGGCCCUUCCCAAGCUUGGUGACGGGGGCAAUCCUUGGGUAUUUCAGAGCUCAAGACUGCCAUGCUCGUGAUCCUGCAGCAGUCCAAUGUCCCUGGGUUUUUGUUUUCAGAGCUCCUUUUCUGCUAACCCGAUCUUGUUAUUUGCAGGAUUCGAGAGUAUCAUCCACGAAUUCGACCCUUGGUUCAACUUCCGCGCCACCAAAUACCUUGUCGCGAAUGGUUUCUACAAUUUCUGGGACUGGUUCGACGACCGAACAUGGCACCCCCUGGGCCGUGUCACAGGCGGUACCCUCUACCCUGGUCUCAUGGUGACGAGCGGCGUCAUUUACCAUGCCCUCCGAGCCCUCACGAUCCCCGUCGACAUCCGGAAUGUCUGCGUUCUCCUGGCGCCCGGCUUCUCGGGUCUUACCGCUAUCGCCGCCUAUCUGCUUACGAAUGAGAUGACACCGUCGCCGUCUGCCGGACUUCUCGCUGCCCUGUUUAUGGGGAUUGCGCCUGGCUACAUCUCUCGAUCGGUUGCGGGGAGCUACGACAACGAGGCCAUCGCCAUUUUCUUACUCGUAUUCACCUUCUACCUCUGGAUCAAGGCGCUCAAGCAGGGGUCCAUGCUGUGGGGUGCUCUCUGCGCCCUCUUCUACGGCUACAUGGUUGCCUCCUGGGGUGGUUACGCCUUCAUUACAUGCCUUUUGCCCCUGCAUGCCUUCGUCCUCGUCUGCAUGGGCCGCUACAGCACUCGGCUCUAUGUCGCCUACACCACCUGGUAUGCGCUAGGCACGCUGGCUAGCAUGCAAAUUCCCUUCGUUGGGUUCCUCCCAGUUAAGACCAGCGAGCACAUGCCUGCCUUGGGCAUCUUCGGCUUCCUGCAGCUUCUCGCAUUCCUUGACUAUGUCCGUUCGGCAAUUCCGAGCCGCCAAUUCCAGACAUUCCUCUGGCUCUUCGCCGGCGCAGCAUUCGGACUAGGAUUGCUGGGCUUGGUCAUUGCCACCAGCGCAGGCUUCAUUGCCCCAUGGAGCGGUCGCUUCUAUUCGCUCUUCGAUACCGGCUACGCCAAGAUCCAUAUCCCCAUCAUCGCCUCCGUGUCGGAGCACCAGCCCACGGCGUGGCCAGCCUUCUUUUUUGACCUCAACAUGUUGAUCUGGCUGUUCCCUGUUGGCGUCUACCUUUGCUUCCAGCAGCUUGCCGACGAGCAUGUUUUCAUCGUCGUCUAUGCCUUGUUUGGAAGCUACUUUGCCGGUGUCAUGGUCCGUCUCAUGCUCACGCUCACGCCGGUGGUCUGCAUUGCCGCUGCGAUUGCCGUCUCGGCGCUUCUCGACACCUACCUCAGCGUUAAAUCGCCCAAACCCGAGGAGAACCAGGCCGUGGAGGGUGCCGAAGGGAAGAAGGCGGCAAAAUCCGGCCUCAAGGCGACCAACAAGCCAGUGGUGGGCGUGUACACUACUUGGGGCAAGGGCAUGAUAGUCAGCGCCCUUGCGGUCUACCUUCUGCUGUUCGUCCUGCACUGCACAUGGGUGACGUCGAAUGCCUAUUCGUCCCCCUCGGUUGUCUUGGCCAGCAGACUGCCCGAUGGGAGCCAGCACAUUAUUGAUGACUACCGCGAGGCUUACCAGUGGCUGCGCCAGAACACGCGCGAGGAUGCCAAGAUCAUGUCGUGGUGGGAUUACGGCUACCAGAUUGGUGGCAUGGCUGACCGUCCAACACUCGUCGACAACAACACGUGGAACAACACGCACAUUGCGACGGUGGGCAAGGCCAUGAGCUCGAGCGAGGAGGUCAGCUACCCGAUCAUGCGCCAGCACGAGGUGGACUAUGUUCUGGUUGUCUUUGGUGGUCUCCUGGGCUACUCUGGUGACGAUAUCAACAAGUUCUUGUGGAUGGUUCGCAUCGCCGAGGGCAUCUGGCCCGAGGAGGUCAGUGAGCGCGCCUUCUUUACCCCUCGGGGUGAGUAUCGCGUCGAUGGCGAAGCCACCGAGACCAUGAAGAACAGCUUGAUGUACAAGAUGUCUUACUAUAACUACAACAACCUCUUCCCCGCCGGGCAAGCGGUGGAUCGCAUGCGGGGCGCCCGACUUCCUGAGGUCGGACCUACCCUUAGUACAUUGGAGGAGGCAUUCACGAGCGAGAACUGGAUCAUCCGGAUCUACAAGGUCAAGGAUCUCGACAACCUUGGCCGCGACCACUCAUCAGCGGCCGCCUUUGAGCGGGGCCACAAGAAGAAGAAGGUCACGAAGAAGAGAGGGCCGCGGGUCCUCCGGGUGGACUAAGAGGCCUCAAUCACCCAGAGCAAACGCUAUGUAUAAAGAAGUAUGUUAGAGUUGAUUUCCUUGUCUCUUCUCUUGCAAUAUAUGGUCCGGGAAAAUGAGCUGGGUUUGCAGGUUACAGCAAAAGCACGUUGAUUGAAGUCCAUUGU
Messenger RNA from Parathielavia appendiculata, 2692 nucleotides. Its product is annotated as glycosyltransferase family 66 protein. The record is from RefSeq and is a predicted model, not a curated record. Gene Ontology annotation, molecular function: dolichyl-diphosphooligosaccharide-protein glycotransferase activity. NCBI's taxonomy places the organism in Eukaryota, Fungi, Ascomycota, Sordariomycetes, Sordariales, Chaetomiaceae. Gene Ontology annotation, biological process: post-translational protein modification. The transcript has 4 exons. The coding region runs from base 372 to 2546 and encodes 724 amino acids. Gene Ontology annotation, cellular component: membrane.